Messenger RNA from Oncorhynchus keta (chum salmon), 3440 nucleotides. Its product is annotated as ribosome-binding protein 1-like. The coding region runs from base 1 to 3060 and encodes 1019 amino acids. The transcript is spliced from 25 exons. The record is from RefSeq and is a predicted model, not a curated record. NCBI's taxonomy places the organism in Eukaryota, Metazoa, Chordata, Actinopteri, Salmoniformes, Salmonidae. Gene Ontology annotation, cellular component: endoplasmic reticulum membrane.
AUGGCGCCGCUGGGACAGCUGACCAAGAAGGACAAGAAGAAGGAGAAGGCGUCUGAGAAGAAGAACCGGGGUAAGAAGGAACCCAAUGGGAAGCUUCCAGAAUUAGACCUCGAGGAUAUCACAGUGGCCGAGCCUGAACUAGCUCCAGAACCAGUUUCUGCCCCCAAACCUGCCCCUAAGCAUACCCCUACCCCUGCUCCUGAACCAACCCCUGCUCCCAAACAUGCCCCUGAACCUACCUCUACCCCUGCUCCUGAACCAACCCCUGCUCCAGCUCCCCCUGCUGUAGAGGCCUCCCCUGCUCCAAAGAAGAAGAAGAAAGAGAAAAAGAUGAUGGCUAAGGUUGAGCCAGCCCUGGCUGCUCCUGCCCCAGCCCCCAUGGCCCCCUCCAAGCCCGCCCCUGCCGCAGCAGCCCCCAUGGCCCCCUCCAAGCCCGCCCCUGCCGCAGCAGCCCCCAUGGCCCCCUCCAAGCCCGCCCCUGCCGCAGCAGCCCCCAUGGCCCCCUCCAAGCCCACCCCUGCAGCCCCAGCCCCCAUGGCCCCCUCCAAGCCUGCCCCAGUCCUGGAGGCUGUCACCAAGGAGGUCCCUGUGAUGGCAGUGCCCCCGGUGGGCUCCCAGAGGACUGCAGCCAAGGCUCCGGAGACCAAGGCACAUGACCUUUCCAAGAAGAAGACGUCCUCCAAGAAGAAGACUGAGUCUGUGUUGGACUCUGGUUUGGAUUCCCCCCUGUUCCUGCCCUACAAGGCCCUGGUCUCAACCGUUAGCAGUAUGGUCUUCAGUCAGGGAGAGGCCCAGCGCCUCCUAGAGAUCCUCUCUGACAAGGCUGGCAUCAGACAAGACACCUGGCACGUGGCUACUCAGAAGGGCGACCCAGUGGCUGUGUUGAAGAAACAGUUGGAGGAGAAUCAGAAACAGCUCGCUACUCAGCAGGAGGAUGCCUCUGCAGCCAAAAACAGACUCCGGGAACUCAGCAAGGAGCUCUCUGCUGAGAAGUCCAAGGUGGCCAGUGUGGAGACCAGGCUGAGUUCCCAGCUCUCAUCCAGGGAGCAGGAGAUGAUCGCCCUCCAGGCUCGUAUGCAGGCCUCCUACCAGGACCACGUAGCCCAGACACAGAAACUCAACGCCAAGGUCCUCAGUCUACAGGAGCAGUUGGAGUCUGGUCCCACGGCCCAGCUGGCUCGUCUGCAGCAGGAGAACUCUAUUCUCAGAGAUGCCCUGAACCAGGCCACAAGCCAGGCAGAGAGCAAACAGAAUGCAGAGCUGGCCAAGCUGAGACAGGAUUGUGCCAAACUGACCAAGGAGCUGGGGGAGAAGAGUGUGAGCCUUAAGACUGAUGAGGUCAUCAGGACUGGACUGGAGGCUAAGGUGUCUUCUGUAGAGAAACAAUUGUCUUCACUACAGGCCAGUCAUGCCGAGAGUGAACAGGAGCUGCAGAGGAGGCUGGAGGAGGUCAGUGAGGAGCUGAGGAGUUCUCAGAGGACCCUGGAGAAAGCCCAGCAGGAUGCUACCACCCUUUCAGAUCUCCAGGUCCAUCUGGGCAGUGUAGAGGAUGAUCUGAAGGAACGUGGGGCCCAGCUGGAGGCCCUCAAAGCCCAGCUGGAGCAGACUGAGCUGGAGAAGGGACAGCUGGAGGACCAGGUGGGAUCCAUUAAUGUACUUCUCGAGGCCAGCCAGAACAGAGACGAGAAUGAGGACUUGGAGAUGUGGAGUUGGUCUUUUCUCAACAACACCAAUCAUUUCUCUUCCAGUCUUCAAGACCAAGACGUUCAGCUGGCGUCACUCCAAGAGGAGCUGAAACAGCUCAAAGAAAUGAAACGGGAGGCAGCGAUGACUGCAGUCAUUACAGCUGAGACCGAGCAGGCACCUAACAGUGAGGACAGAUGCCUGGUGGUGUCCCUUCAGGAAGAACUGAAACAGCUUAAAGAAGAGAUGGAACAACUACUAAACUCUCCCGUAGCGCCCCAAAGUUUGGCGCUAAAAUCGGCUGAUGUCUCAGGAGAGUCUGAUCAGCUACUCAAUGGUCUGGAGAAGAGUGAGAGCCAGGAAGUAACACUAGAAGAGGAAGACAUUCAACUCAAAGAAGAAUCUGAACAGGCCCAGAGCAGCACCAUUCAGUCGCACAACACAGCAGAACUGGCCGCGCUACAAACCAGUCUGGCAGAGAGAGAAGCUAUGAUGAAAUCACUACGAGAGGAGCUAAGGGAAGCUAGGGACCAAUCACAGAAGGUACAGGAGAUCCUCGCUCAGGUCCAGCAGAGCCAAGAGUCCCAGCCGAGCACAGAGCUGCCGGAGCUGUUGGAGAAACUGAAGGAGGCAGAGGACAGCCACGGGACACUGCAGGCACAGUGUGACCAGUACAGGACAAUCCUGGCUGAAACCGAAGGAAUGCUGACGAACCUUCAGAAGAGUGUUGAGGGGGAGGAGCUGGUGUGGAAGUCCAAGAUGGCCGACUCUGAGGACCAGUUGAAGAAGGCCCUGGAACAAGUGCAUACUCUGGAGGAGACUGCAGAGAGCUUGAAGACAGGAAACCAAAGCAUAGAACAGCUGAAGGAGCAGGUGACGCUUCUGGAAGCCCAGUUGGAGAAACAGUCUGAGACGGAGGAGGAAAUGGCACAGUUGAAGAAGCUGCUGUCAGAGUCUCAGAGCCAGCUGGAGUCGGCCCAGACGCAGGCCCAGACGCAGGCCCAGACGCAGGCCCAGACGCAGGCCCAGACGCACAGGGAAGAGCUGGCUACGGUAAGUGUCAGAGGUCAGCUGAGUGAGGCGACGGAGCACGCUCAGAGCCAGAAGGCGGUCCCUGAGGCCGGGGCACAGAACGGACAAUCGGAGCCCGAGGUCCAGUCCCAGUUGAGUCAAACCACGGAGGAGUUUGAACAGGCUCAGAAGACUGUAGAACUCCAGGCUCAGAAGACUGUAGAACUCCAGGCUCAGAAGACUGUAGAACUCCAGGCUCAGCUGGACAUUCUGAAAGAGGCAGGAGACUCCCCACAGGCUGACACAGAGGACGUAGCCCAGCUAAAGGAAGAGAGUUCAGGACUGAAGGAAGGAACAUCUGUUUAAGAGACUGAAGACGUGACACUUAAACAUGAUUAUCAUAGUUAUGCAUUCCAAAACUAUUAGUUCUUGUACUGUAGUAGUUGAUUGCUGCAACUCCUAUAAAAAAUGUAUAAAAAAAUCAAAGGGCCAGUUUCCCGGACGCUGAUUUAAGCCUCUUCCGGAACUGAAAUGCAUGCUCAGUGGAGAAUCUCCCUUAAAGAAACGUGUUAGCCAGGGACUAGGCUUAAUGUGUCGGGGGGAAAACCGGCUCAAUCUUUCUGGGUCAUUCCACCAAUUCGGUGCCUUAUCAAAUGUGUAACUUGGUGGGGGGAUUUUUUUUUUUUUUUUAUUCUUUUCGUUCUGUCAUAAAGAGAACAUGUUCAACACAAUAAAAAUGUUUCCCA